Kluyveromyces lactis is the source of this 234-nucleotide messenger RNA. RefSeq lists its product as uncharacterized. The coding region runs from base 1 to 234 and encodes 77 amino acids. NCBI's taxonomy places the organism in Eukaryota, Fungi, Ascomycota, Saccharomycetes, Saccharomycetales, Saccharomycetaceae. The transcript has a single exon. The record is from RefSeq and is a predicted model, not a curated record.
AUGGCUCCAGGAUUAACAAGUAGACAUUUCGAGAAUGUAGUAAUUGUAAGGAUUCAACUAGUACCUCCAAUGAUGAGCCAAGUGGCACACUGUGCGGUGUUUAAUAACAACAUUUCAGACUCAUCACCCAUUUCAAAAAUCAUGACUUACGGAUUUAACUUUUCACUAUUGAAAGCAUGGAACCAUCUCAUCCAACCAGCCAAAAUGGUUCAAGUGAGGUUCAAAGACAAUUAA